GUCUCCGGUAUGGACAGCAGCUUCGCUCCUCAACUUUUCACCGGAGAUUUUAUCGCUGUUAUUGUACAUUCGACACGGUUCUUACCAUUUGGAAAUGCGUUUCUGAACGGAAUAAGCCGAAGCUGAGCCCAACGAGAGUUAAAGCCACUGUUUGAAACCUUUUUUUUGUUGUUCGAGUUGUUGAAGGAAGAGGGAAAAUGCCAGUUGCAACUCUUCUGCCUUUUACCGCGACCCCGAAUAGGAAGUCUGCCAGCCCGACUUCUUUCAGGUUGACAGAGAAAUUUAUUUUGUUACUUGUUUUCAGCGCUUUUAUAACCCUGUGUUUCGGGGCCAUUUUCUUCCUACCGGACUCGUCCAAGCUGCUUAGCGGAGUUUUCUUUCAUUCCUCCGCGGUGGAAACCAACACCCGCACCGGUCCGGACAGUAGCGACUCGGGUUCGGCUGGAAACGACGAUAGGGUCCUGGCCAAAAUCAGAAAGGACCACGAAAAAGCUCUGUUAGAGGCUAAGGAUACUCUACAAAAACGGCCCGACGAGAUAAAACAAGACAUUAUAAUUGAGAAGGAGAAAGUUGUGAAGGAGAGUAUGGGUCAAGGUGGGAAGGAUGUCAAUAAUUUGCCUUUCGUUGAGUACCGCCGGCCGCCCGGGGCGACGGGACACGAACCGCUGGACCCCGAAACCAGAGACAGACGGGCUAAAAUCAAAGAGAUGAUGAAACACGCAUGGGACAGCUACAGGCGCUACGCCUGGGGUUCCAAUGAGCUCAGGCCCGUCUCCAAGCAAGGCCACUCAAGCAAUCUAUUUGGCAGUAUAAAAGGAGCGACUAUAGUGGAUGCUCUGGAUACCCUCUAUAUCAUGGAAAUGUUUGAGGAGUUUGAUGCUGCUACUGACUGGGUUGAGAAGAACCUUGACUUCAAUGUGAAUGCUGAAGUGUCUGUGUUUGAGGUGAACAUCAGGUUUGUUGGAGGUCUGCUAUCUGCCUACUACCUGUCUGGGAAAGAGGUGUUCCGUAGAAAGGCAGUGGAGUUGGGUGAAAAACUGCUGCCAGCCUUCAAAACGCCCACCGGCAUACCUUGGGCCCUGCUUAACCUCAAGAGUGGUAUUGGCAGAAACUGGCCAUGGGCAUCAGGUGGGAGCAGCAUCCUGGCAGAAUAUGGCACGCUACAUCUGGAGUUUAUGCACCUCAGCAAACUUUCUGGAAAUCCAGAGUUUGCUCAGAAGGUAAUGAACAUCCGUAAGGUGCUGAAUCGCUUGGACAAACCCCAGGGACUGUACCCCAACUACCUGAACCCCAACAGUGGCCAGUGGGGCCAACAUCACGUGUCCGUGGGUGGCUUGGGUGACAGUUUCUAUGAAUACCUGCUCAAGGCCUGGCUGAUGUCUGACAAGACUGACGAGGAAGGCAAAAAGAUGUACUAUGAUGCCCUGCAGGCAAUAGAAACCAACCUGAUGAGGAAGUCGAGCGGUGGGCUGACCUACAUAGCGGAGUGGAAGGGGGGGCUGCUGGAGCAUAAGAUGGGUCACCUGACCUGUUUUGCAGGUGGCAUGAUUGCUCUGGGUGCUGAUGGGGCGCCUGGCGACAAGACGGGCCACCAGAUGGAGCAGGCAGCCGAGAUCGCCCGAACCUGUCAUGAGUCUUACGCCAGGACCGCAUUGAAGCUUGGUCCAGAGGCAUUUCGUUUCGACGGAGGGGUCGAGGCCAUUGCCACCCGCCAAAAUGAGAAAUAUUUCAUCCUCCGUCCCGAAGUCAUCGAGACCUAUAUGUACAUGUGGAGGUUCACCCACGACCCAAAAUACAGAGAGUGGGGCUGGGAGGCUGUUCAGGCCUUAGAGCAGCAUUGUAAAGUAGAAGGAGGCUACAGCGGCGUCAGAGACGUCUACGCUCCGACUCCAAACCACGAUGAUGUACAGCAGAGCUUCUACUUGGCCGAGACGCUCAAGUAUCUCUACCUGCUCUUCUCUGACGAUGACCACCUACCGUUCGACCACUGGGUCUUCAACACCGAGGCUCACCCUCUGCCAGUCAUCAAGAAGGAUAAAACAGACAGACCCAACGAAGUGGAGUAGUGGACCACCCUGAGCCGACAACCAGAAACAAGUGCGAGAACCUCUGAUCCUGUAUAUCUGAGCCUCUAGUUGUCUGCCUGAAACUGUUUAGCCAUUGGGAGCCUCCAGUGGUUACAGAUGCCUCUUGAUCGGAUUUCACUUUAGAUUUUGGAUGGGAUCAAAACAGUAUCCAAGUGUAUUGGAGCUGAGUUCUCGCUAUAGAUUCCAGUUUGGUUUUUUGCUUUUGAUUUUUAGCUCUGGUUGAGUCCAGAUGCUGACCUGACGCAACACAUUCACUGCUGGAUAACGUGAUAGCUCAUCAAACUGUAAUAAAUCCUCCCUCCACGUGAGUUUAAAUCCAUUAUGUGGUUAAUUCCGAGAUAAUGCAGUGAUGAUCAAACUGCUUUUUAGUGUUCUUGCAUUCUAAAAGUUGUAUUUCUGAAGAUAUCAUCAUCAUAAAAGUGCAGUUUAUUUCACUGGUAAGGUUCAUUUUAUAUUUCUGCUCAUUCAGAGGGGUAAUCUGAGCUAUCACGUGAUUCAUCAGUGGUUUUGUUGUUAGUAGCUACAGCUUUGUCUGUAUUUUUGAGGAGACCUGACAGACAUAAAGCAGUCGUCUCCCUAAUUUGGAUAUCAUGGACCCCCAGUGUUUGGUCCCCGAACCCAGACAGAACUCUGUCUCUGGACUGAGGAUGACAUGGCUGACUUACGAGCUAAGAGACGCUCAGUUCACUUCACAAGUGUCGUCUUUUCAUUCUGCUGUAUCACUUAAACAUCUCAAUAGGAACUGGUUCUCUUGCACCAACGCUGGUACCACCACCACUCGGUUUCGUCACCAGAGAGACACUGGGGGUUUGCUUUUCUAAAAACGUGGUUGUCGCUGUGGGAGAGAAGUGAAGACACAGCACAACCUGAGCCUCUUUUAUAAACCCACCCAAAUUUUUGACCUCUGCUCCUCCUCAUUUUACCUGAACACCUGACUGCUCCUUGUUUCCUUCCUCUGAGUUCGGUGUGACAAAUGUCAAACAGCCACACCAGCUCUCUACCUGCCAGGAACUUCACUUUUUCCCCACAACGUUUACACAAAACUAUCCUCCUUCUUCUGCUCCUUAUCUGUAUCUUUCACUGGCUUUUGGAUUUAUCAUGAUUUAUUUCUCACAUUUGCAGCAGGGUUCGACCAGCACAGGCAUUUUCAAGCUGAUGUUUUUUUUUUUUUUUUUUACUGACAGCAAACAUUUGUGUUCACUUUCGUAAUUCGAAUCCGUCUUUUUUUUUUUUUAUAGUCUUUUUCCAUUUCCCCUACAGAAAUUACACAUUUGCACUCACAGAGACUUAUUGUUUAUGAUUAUGGGGUUUUCAGUAAACAAGAGAAUGGACCAAAAAAGGCAAAAAAUACCCUCACUUUCAUGGAGCCCUCCAACAUAUUUUACAAUUUAAAGGCCAAUUCAUAGUUUCCACAUAACCGAUGUGGACUGUCAGAGCAGAAGUUCAUGCAGUGCUUUUCUUUAGCACAGGAUUUCUGGAGAAUUUAGAACAUUCUGCUGUGUCUGACCACCGUUGAUAGGAUUGCAGCUCUUUAAAUUCUGAAUUAAAAAGGUACGUAUGGUGGAAAAUCUCCUCAUACAGCCUCUACUAAUAGCAAGCAUUUGUUUUAAGCACCAUUUGUUUUUCUGGAUGUUAUGCUUGCAGUAGGAACAGUCCAAAGUGUGGGCUGCAGUGGAAUUGGGUGGAUGACAAAAUUUCCACCAAGUGUACCCAGGCGGAAAGCAUGAAUUUGCCUUUAGUCAGCAGAUGUUUGCCCAGCUGUAAUGGAGCGUGGAGAUGAGUUGGACUGUGAAAUGUCCUUUAGUUGUAAGCUCUCAAAAGAGCAAAAUACUAAGUCAUAUUUUUUAAAUUUAUUACAUUUAAUUUACAACAUUUCUGCAAACUAUUUCACAAAUCAAAGAGGACAAUUGAAAGUGAACAGUUUAUUUUGUUCCCUUCUUUUGUAGUCAACAAACACCUUCUGCAAAUGCAGUUGUUUGCAUAAAAAACUGAACUUUUCGACCAUCAGACACUAAAAGUCUCCACUAAAGUGGACACUGACUGGUCAAAUUGAUCAGCAAUCCUGUGUAUGGGUCGAACCCUGUUUUUCACUGUAGUACUGCUUCUUCACAUUUCCGUCCUCCAGGUCCAGCGUAGGGCAGGCUGUAGAUCUUCUCUCCUCUAUGAGGAGAUGUGGACACUCGACUUUGCUUUAAUAUUUCACCUUCACACACACAAGAAGCCAUACCGAUGCAACACAGCUUUACCAUUCUGUCGUUGACUUUUGUUCCUUUCAUCCUCCACGUACAGGCUGUGUGACUGUGUUGCUGCUUUUGUUGCCGUUCCGCAGUUGGAAGUCGCGCUCACUCGGUUAUUUAGUUGAAUUUCACGGUAAAGGUUCCUCCUGAUGCCACACAGAACCGUAGCCACAUUUAAUCCAGUUUAGUCUCCGAUCUAGUGCCUUCACUGUUGAGAAGGAGGAGGGAGAAGCAGCUCACACAAACACAAAAGAGUUUUAAAAUAGUAUUGCAGCUUUAAGUAAGUUCCUCUGCCUCUCAUGAGGAUUAUACCAAAACUAGACAUGGAUUAAAGGAUAAUUCUACUUUUUAAUUUGAUAUUCAGAGGGACUUUGGUGUAAAGAUAGCUCAAGAGUUGGUGAAACAUUGAACUUUUUGGCUUUGUUGUGACGAGUGGGAGAUCAGAGCACCAAAGGUCUAUGACAGGAGGUCAGUAUUCAAAUAUUAGAAUACUUACACUGUUCAUUCUCCAGCAUCUGUGGUAGGAGUGGUUUUCUAAUAAUCAGUCAAAGAGUAUUUCCUUGACUACACUGACAUCCAGUGGUGAGCUAUUCCUAUUACAGUCAGCAUGAGACCUGGACUAAACGACGACCGUCUGAAAAGACAAAAACAUUAUGAAAUAGUAGUUUGUGUAGAUAAAUAAUCAAGUUUAGGCAGGUCAAAGUGUUUUGAGGAACAGUUAGUAUAUAUUUAUAUCAUUAGUGCUUUCUAAUGUUUUUGUCCAAGUUGACGAAGGAUUGAUAAUAUUUUCAGCUUUAAAAACCAAGAGAAAUCCUCUAACUGAAGUACAAAAACUGACUCUCUCUCUCAGUCUGUCAGGUAUUUACUACCUUGAGAUGGCAGAUGGUGAGUCAUUAGAAAUUCCAGUCACUGUUUGAAAUUGUUUCAGUUUCUGUAUUUCAUCUGUCUGACAGAGUAAGUAGCUAAGCUGAGUGACAGUUUAAACCACACCUAGUGUUUUUUGCUCAGCAGGAUAAAACACAUUUAGCCCAAGUGUCUCAGAGCAGGAGAAUGAAACAUGCAGUGCUUUGGCUAAAUGUGUCAGGAUCAACGCUUUUACUGACUUCCACUCUGCUUAACUGAAAGGACCAACAGUUUUUCACACACAUUCAGUUGUUUGCUGCUACGUAAAGAUUUUAAAAGUCAUAGUUUACAGUUCACGUGAUGAUUCUUUUGCUAAAAGUAGAGCUCUAAGAUGAGGACAGAAAACAUCCUUAAUUACAGUCGUGUGCUUCCGAUAGUAUUUUUCAAACCAAUACAGAUCUAACUACACUAACUGACCACUGCUAAAUUCCCAGAUUUGAUUUACUGUUUUUGAAACCAAAUAUCAUGAGUCCUCCCCAUGUUUUAACCAAGACUGACAUAUCACUCAGCAGGCCUUCCUGUUCAAAAUUAAUAUAGUGUUGAUUUUCUGAGCUGUGACAAAUCCUUCCAUGUUCUUUAUAUCACUGUACAGACGACAGUGUCUCCGUGUUGAGUCUGUUUUGUUUAGUUAGUGGCAUUUAUUAUCCAUGUGAUGAUGUAUUGUAAUGGUUGAUUUUGCUGAUUGUGUUAAUUUAUUCUGUAGUAGUGAACCUAGGACUUAGAGGUGUUGGGACCCCGAGGUGGAGCUGCAGAGAAGAAGGCUGGAGCCUGAACAGAAACACAGCUGCAUAUUUAUCUGCCUGAACAGACUGGUGAUGGUCCAGGUUAUUUCAAAGCUCCUGUGCCUGUACGUUUAAGAUGUCUUACAGCAGUUCUACAGACAUAUACGCUACCGUUUAAAAGUUUGGGGUCACUUAGAAAUGUAUUUUUUUUCAAUGAAGAUGACAUUACAUGAAUCAGAAAUACAGUCUAGACAUUGUUAAUGUGGUAAAUGACUAUUCUAGCUGGAAACAGCUGAUUUAUAAUGGAAUAUCUCCAUAGGGAUACAGAGGAACAUUUCCAGCAACCAUCACUCCUGUGUUCUAAUGCUACAUUGUGUUAGCUAAUGGUGUUGAAAGGCUAAUUGAUGAUUAGAAAACCCUUGUGCAGUUAUGUUAGCACAUGAAUAAAAGUAUGAGUUUUCAUGGUUUUCUUCACCCCAAACUUUUGAACAGUCGUGUCUGUAUAAAGCACCUCUAGGUGUUUAAAAUGCUGUACAUGGUACCUUUACAACGGCAGAAAAUGUGUCAGGAGGGCAGAGAACCCACCAGGGAGUCAAUCAAACAACCUUAUAGGGAGGAUAGGAACUGUCUGAAUGUACCAUCCAAUGUGAAGUGAAGAAUAUUUUAUAUGCAUUUUUGUCUUUCUUUGUUCACUUCAGCAUACUUUUGUUUUGUAUCGUGUUUAUUCUUGGAAAGCACAAAAAGUUGAAGCCAUGUGUGCAGGCUGAGAACCGUCUGAGAGCUGAAGUCUCUGGAGGCUGUAAUGUAGGAAAUGAUCCAAAUCUGCCACAUGAGGUGUUUCUGUACGUUGGUAAUACACUUCGUACUUUUUCUUGGUUUCUUUUUCUGAGGAUGUGACACAAACAUAGGGGAAUAUUCUACAUCAUAAAGACUUUGUCUUUCACAUCUGAUUUGUUCACCAGUGGUAGGAGCUGAUAGUUGAAGAACAUUUAACAGCUGAGUUUGACUGUUGGGAAUUAAAAUGACAGAUAUCAAGAAGUUUAUUUUGAUGAAUUACACUGUCACUUGUCCAAAGCAUCAUUCUGAUCCGUGCAAACUGCUAGUCAGAAUGGUGGAGAACGAGAACUUUAUUAGAGAUUUAAGGAGGAAAUUCAAUUCCAGAUAUCUGUAAUUACAUUUUGACUAGGGAGUAUUCUAGUUUGAGAAACCAGCGACAUCAUUCUGACCACUUCAGAUUUAAUUUAAGACAUUUAAAAAAGGAGUCAGUAGAUUUCGGAAACUGGAAUUGCAGCUAGUGCAGAUAUUUGCAGCUAAAUUAUAAAUCUCUGCAAAAAAUCACUUGUCCUUUAAGAAUGACGAUGUGAAUAUCUGAAACUUUCUUUUUGACUUGGAAGAAUGAAAUUACUGGUAUCUGUAAUACAUAUCCAGUCCAGCUACUGAAUGUUAAACAGCCUGCCAUAGUCACAUCUAUUUCUGAUGGUCUGAGAUCACAGCAACAUAAUAAAUAUGACAUGGAUCUUUAUUUGAAAUGUAGAAAUCUUGUCAUCCUAUUAGGCCAGAGAACGUUUGUAAUGAAGGAAAGUGUGAUUAUUUUUCAAUCAUUUAACACAGCGGUUUACUGCAGGUCAGUGUUCAAUUUAUUUUGCUGCAUAAUUGGGUUUAAUCAGGUACAUAUCUAAAAGUUAAUGUUGGUUAAUAUUAACAUGCUGCCCACUGGGUUCCUUUCUUAUGUAGGAUAUUCAGCUGGUUAUACAGCAUCAUCAGAUAAGUUUACCUAGAUCACCUUCAUCUCUGGACACUGUUGGUUAUUUUUUUUAGAUUUGAUCAAUGAAUUUGAGGGUGUUUACAGUGUUCACAUCACAGUUUCACACAGUCCACAUAUCUUGUUUUUUCCCCAGAAAGAUUUGGUCUGCAAUAAUCUAAAAAAAGAGAGAGAGAAAUACAUGCACUAAUGUUGGAGAAGUUGCAAAAAGACAAUGAUCAGAAAAAGUCUAAUUAUUACAAUAGUAACAGCUGAUUAAUCUUAUGUCGAUUAAUUACUGCAGUAGCUGUUGUAGUCCAGCUGUAGAGACACAGAUACCUUCAUUUGAAAUAGUCACAAAACCUGUAUUUUAGGCUACAACACAGCAUUGUGGUACUGCUGGUGCCUAGAUUUAAAUGAAAUCAUUUAUUCAUUCUGAUUCUGUUUGUCCAGUUAGAGAUUAAAUCAUUGUAGUAAUGUGGGGGUUGUAUUAUUUAUCUGCAGUAAAUAUGAUGGUAUGAGUUCAGAGUACUUAUUUAAAAAAUAGCUAAGAUUUGUUAGUGCAAUCUGCAGACUAAAAUUAGAUUUUCAGUGUGAUUCUAAUCAUGUUAAGAUAACUAUGUGCAGAGGUAUUAUGAAAGCAUGGAUUCUUUGAAACGUCAGUCAGGUGAUUCAGACUUAAAGUGCUGAUCCGCUGCAUUUUCUCCACAAGGAAGUUUUUAAGCCCUCUGAUUUUAGACGUUUCCGACAUUGUUCCUCUCACGUGACACUGAUCUGGUCGUUUCAUUUCCUGAACAGGGAGGAAAUCCGAAUGUCUUUGGUUGUGUAAGUCUGCUUUAACUUCACAUCGUGUGACAUCAGGUUCAGUCUCAUUUGCAGACUGUGUUUUAUUUUCCAUUGUUUUUCAUGAAAAGGUUGAACUGUCUUUGGUGAUUUUCUGAAUAUUGUGUUGCGUUCCAAUGCCUUUCUAUUAGUGAACAUUAAAGGAGAAUGCCACCCAUUUCAGGAAAUUAAAUUAAAAUGGGUCCUUGUGAAAUUGCACCACUUUUCCAGGAAGAAACUUCUUCAUAUAUCACACUGACAUCAUUUUCCUUGAGUGGUACGAGACCACUAAAUAUUCCUGACCUGUCCUGGGACUCCACUGAUCUGAAUUCUUUAGAUGUUUGGCAUUCCCCUUUAAAAGGGUUUAAAUGUGUGAAACCAACCUCAGAAAUGUAUCUGUACAAAAUAUUGCUGAUAAUCAUUCCAUUGCACAUAGUUUACUUUGCAUUUAUAUGCAAUAUUUUAAUUUUGUGGGGAAAUUUGUUUUAUUGUGUUAAUAUUAUUAUUGAAAAAAAAUGUAAAUAUUCCAUUCCGGCAAAUGAGCCGUCCUACAUUUAUAUAAAAAUCUUCUGAGCUUAUGGAUUAAAAUGAUAUUAAUGAACAGCAGACUUUUUAAUAAACUAUAUUUGUUACACUUCUAUUGUGAAUAAAAAAAUCUUUUAUUAA
Messenger RNA from Amphiprion ocellaris (clown anemonefish), 9178 nucleotides. It is a transcript of the gene man1a1, whose product is annotated as mannosidase, alpha, class 1A, member 1. Bases 198 to 2066 code for a protein of 622 amino acids. Gene Ontology annotation, cellular component: extracellular exosome; endoplasmic reticulum; Golgi membrane. The record is from RefSeq and is a predicted model, not a curated record. The transcript has 12 exons. Gene Ontology annotation, biological process: N-glycan processing; carbohydrate metabolic process. Lineage: Eukaryota; Metazoa; Chordata; Actinopteri; Pomacentridae. Gene Ontology annotation, molecular function: calcium ion binding; mannosyl-oligosaccharide 1,2-alpha-mannosidase activity.